Messenger RNA from Colletotrichum fioriniae, 1215 nucleotides. RefSeq lists its product as uncharacterized. NCBI's taxonomy places the organism in Eukaryota, Fungi, Ascomycota, Sordariomycetes, Glomerellales, Glomerellaceae. The record is from RefSeq and is a predicted model, not a curated record.
AUGACGUGGGAGGAUGCUGUCAGGAAAUAUCAUAGGUCUCACAGUCCCAGCAUCCAGGAUAUCGCCCCGUCUAUGGCUGGCCAGCGGCCGCUCAGCCCAGCGCCGGCCCUGAACAACAACAACGUGAAGUCAAUGUUUACACAGGACCCCGAGGAGAUGGAGAUAGACUCCCCGACGCCUCCUGGUGGUCACCGACUUAGCGAGUCCCGUAUUCGCACGCCACUCCCGACCGGUCCCAGGCUCGACAAGCCCCCAGUCUUGCCUGGAAUUGAUAGUCUCAAAUCUGACUUACAGACCAAUGUUUCGAGAAUUCUGUCCACCCCCAGUCGGAGCCGCUACUCAAGUGCACAGGCCUUGCUUCUGUACUGGCAGGACGACCCUGAUUUCAGUGUUGGGAGCUCCGUCAAAGAACUUGGAGAAGUUUUCGACCAGUAUUACCGGUAUACGUUUUCGAUCACGACUAUUCCGUCUGCUUCUGAGGCUUGCAAAAGCCCGUGGAGAUGGCUCUCGCGCAAAAUUACCGACUUUGUGGAGGAUCGUGAUCAACGGGACGUUCUAAAGAUUGUCUACUACAACGGCCAUUCCUACUUAGACGGCAACCGGGAGAUGGUGCUCGCCAGCUCAAAAGAUAAGGACAAGGCCGAGACUAUUCGUUGGAGUGGUAUUCAGCAGGUGCUUGAGGAGGCAUGUUCAGACACCCUAAUUGUGAUGGACGCCGCAUUCUUUCCAUCUUCCAAAAUGCAUCGCCAACAAGGUGUCUUGGAAUUGGUGGCUGCUGCUGUAUCCGAGGAGCACUUCGAUGCCCUGGAUCGAUGCACGUUUACCAAAGUUCUUACCGAGCACCUAAAGACACGCGCCUCUCAACGAUUCACGAGCCCCUUCUCCGCAGCAGAGCUUCACUCGAAACUGCUGUCCAAUUAUCCUUCCCUCGUUCAGGAUAGGAACCCUGAAAAGGAAACCAUCACGAGCUUUCCGUCUCCGCUCCACAUGCAAAUGUCUGGAAAUGCUCGACUACCCUCGAUUCUUCUCGCACCUCUCAACAUUGGUCCCUUGAGGACGAGCCUUCCGUUCGGCACAGAAGGUCAGCAAUUGGUACUGUCAUUCCGGAUAGGAGACGAACCGAUCGACAUUGAUAACUGGACGGAGUGGCUGAGAAUGAUGCCCGAGGGUGUCAAGGAUGUGAGGGUUGACGGCCCUUUUCGACCGUCAAGAUAG